Oryzias melastigma (Indian medaka) is the source of this 2731-nucleotide messenger RNA. Its product is annotated as suppressor of SWI4 1 homolog. Gene Ontology annotation, molecular function: rRNA binding; G protein-coupled receptor activity. Gene Ontology annotation, biological process: ribosomal large subunit assembly; rRNA processing; G protein-coupled receptor signaling pathway. Gene Ontology annotation, cellular component: membrane; preribosome, large subunit precursor. The coding region runs from base 195 to 2678 and encodes 827 amino acids. The record is from RefSeq and is a predicted model, not a curated record. The transcript has 13 exons. NCBI's taxonomy places the organism in Eukaryota, Metazoa, Chordata, Actinopteri, Beloniformes, Adrianichthyidae.
UUGGGCAAACACGGAACAUUUACUGUGUGACACAGUGAGAGCGAACCAUGUGGAUGAGGAGGUCUUUGCAUCUGUGGCGAAGUUGAUUUUCCUCUUUAGUGGUCCUGAAACGAGGAAAACUAAUCAAAUGGGUUACAUAUAUAUAAUUUAUUGUUAUUUCUUUUGAAUUAAAACCGUCAGCGGCGAGUUGAAUCAUGGGAAAAUCAAAGACUAAGAACCAGAAGAAGGCCCGAGUGGAGGCCGACCAUGUGGCCGAGGAAGCCUACACGACUGUGCCCCACUCGUUCGUCUUCAACCGGGGUCAGGUGGGGAAAAACGUGGGUCAGCUCAUCCAGGACAUGCGCACUGUGAUGCAGCCGUACACCGCAGAGUCUCUGAAGGUUCGCAAGAAGAAUGUCCUGAAGGACUUUGUGGCGAUGGCGGGCCCUCUGGGAGUAACUCACUUUAUGAUCUUCAGUAAGAGUGAAACCAGUGUUAAUAUGCGACUCGCUCGACUUCCCAAAGGUCCCACGCUCAGCUUUAGAGUCCUAAAAUAUUCUCUGAUCAAAGAUGUAGUUUCAUCUCAGAAGAAGCAUCGGAUGCACGAGCAGCAGUUCACGCAUCAUCCACUCAUCAUCCUCAGCAACUUUGGAGUGGACGGCAUGCACAUCAAGCUCAUGUCCACCAUGUUUCAAAACAUGUUUCCCUCCAUAAAUGUUCAAAAGGUAAAUCUCAACAACAUCAAGCGGUGUGUGCUUUUCACCUACGACUCAACAUCCCAGGAAAUCCAGUUUCGACAUUACAGCCUGAAAGUGGUUCCUGUGGGAAUGAGCCGCGGGGUGAAGAAGCUGAUGCAGGAGAAGUUCCCCAAUAUGAACAAGUUUGAGGACAUCAGUGAGCUGCUAAUCAAAGGAGCCAACCUCUCAGAAAGUGAAGCGGAACCAGACGGGGAGGACAACAUAACGGAGCUGCCUCAGGUCUACUCUGGAAGAGGCAACAUCGCGUCCCAAAAGAGCGCCGUCCGCUUGACCGAGAUCGGCCCCCGCAUGACCCUUCAGCUCAUAAAGAUUCAGGAGGGGAUGAGCGACGGGAACGUCCUUUACCAUUCCUCCAUCUCCAAAACCGAAGAAGAAAUUCAGGAGAUCCUGAGGAGGAAGGAGAAGCAGCUGAAAGAGAAAGAGGAGCGGCGGAAACAGCAGGAGCAGAAUGUUGCUACCAAGAAAGAACAACGAGAAGAGCACAAAAAAAAGAGCUUGGAAGGUAUAAAGAGGAAACGAUCGGAAGCGGAGGAGGACAGCGAAGUGGAGGAUCCAGGAAUGGAGGAGGGUCAGGCGGCUGAUGCUGAAUCUGAUGAUGAUAAGGAGUACUACAGACAGGCUGUGGGGGAGGAACCCGACGAAGAUAUGUUCCCACGGACCAAAAAAAGGAAGCUGCAUCCUGGUACGUCCUCUAAAGAGUUCAAAUCCCCUAAAAAGAAAAGACCCCCAGGACAGCACGGAGACAAACCCGGAAAAGAUCCAAAAGGAAAAAGAUGGAAGAAGUCCAGAGAGGGGGAAAAGGCGUUUGGACAGAAAAAGAAGCCUACAGGAAAAGCCUUUGGCUUCAAGAAACACGCAGACAGGGACAAUAAAUUUGGUGGAAAAAAGAAGUUUGAUGGCAACAAAAAUAAGGACAAAUCAUUCAAAUUCAAACAUUCAAAAGGCACGCCGGGCUUUAAGAAGAAGGGUGGAGAGAGGAAGCAAGGGUUCAAACAGAGGAAGGGAAAGGGUUGCAAGAUGGUAAACUUCUCUGAUUGUGAGAAGUUCCAGAUUGGCGUUCUUCCUGCCAUGUAUGGAGUGGAGUUUAUCGUAGCUCUGGUUGGAAAUUUGUUGGCCCUGUGGCUGCUGCUCACCAGAGAAAGAAGGAACUGGCACCCAGGUGUGGUCCUGUCCUGCAACCUGGCCAUCAGUGACCUGCUGUACGUCCUAACGCUGCCUCUCCUGAUUGUUUACUAUUCCCUGGAGAAACGCUGGAUGUUUGGGAAUGCCGCAUGUAAGAUCGAGAGGUUUCUCUUUACCCUCAACCUUUACGUGAGCGUCUUCUUCAUCAUGGCCAUCAGUGUGAACCGAUGCGUGGCCCUCGUUUGGCCUUUCUUCACCCGUUCCUACGUGGAGCCUUUCCACGCCAAGCUGGUCAGCGUCAUCAUAUGGGUUAUCAUCACUGUCGUCUCCAGUCCUGUGCUGAAAUUUGCAUCUGUCUGCCAACAUGAAGACAACAACAAAACUCUGUGUGUGUCCUUCUGUGACCAUGUUUCAAACAACGCGAGGUCUCACUUCAUUUACAAGCUAUUCCUGGCUGUGUUUGGCUGCCUUGUGCCCUUCCUGGUGACUUUCACUUCUUACUUUCUGGUGAUUCGUGUCGUGUGGAAAAAUGUCAACAUAACAAAGCAAGAAAAGUACAAGGUGGCCCUGUUAGUGUCGUCGGUGGUCGUUCUUUAUGCUAUCUCCUUUGUCCCUUACCACUUUGCUCAAGUCUAUCAUUUGUAUCUAAGGUCACGCUUUCCUCGCCAGUCUGUUUGUUGGGUCUACAACAUGUACCAGGUGUCUAAAGGACUGGCAACGCUGAACAUGUGCAUCCAUCCCAUCCUCUACAUGGCCGUGUUCGACAGUAUAAGAGUGUUGUGCUGUGGAAAGAGUUCAGAGGACAGAAUGCAGGAAUAAGAAACAAUUUACAUCUUUUAAUUCCUAACACUUUAUUCUCUCCGGCUUUUAGU